AUGUACCGAGUCCUGUACAGACGUAUAUGGAGGAUUCGAUCCGCAAAAUUCGCCCGGCUCAUCCCCCCAGAGGGCAUGACCAUCGGAGGCACGUAUAUUCCUGGCAAUGUCAACGUGCUGGCGCCGUCGUAUCCAUUGUUCCGACCUCCCGAAUGCUAUGAAUAUCCGGACGAAUUCAUUCCCGAGCGAUGGUAUGGCAAGCCAGAAUUUCUGAAGCGCAGCGACGCUCUUCUGCGUGCCCACCACGCCGCCGCUGAUGAGGGCUUCGUAGAAGGUGGUGGGAGGGAACUUCUCGUUGAUAUAGUCCUUAACCGCUGGGCUGCUGGCCGUGUCGAUGGUCGAACGGUCGAUCAGCAGCUUCCCCGAAACGUCACUCGAGCAGAUGGUGUCAGUCGCCGAGCACAAUCUCUGAUGGACUACUCCGUAUAG
Messenger RNA from Fonsecaea erecta, 429 nucleotides. RefSeq lists its product as hypothetical. Gene Ontology annotation, molecular function: oxidoreductase activity, acting on paired donors, with incorporation or reduction of molecular oxygen; ATP binding; monooxygenase activity. The record is from RefSeq and is a predicted model, not a curated record. Lineage: Eukaryota; Fungi; Ascomycota; Eurotiomycetes; Chaetothyriales; Herpotrichiellaceae. Bases 1 to 429 code for a protein of 142 amino acids. Gene Ontology annotation, biological process: protein folding. The transcript has 3 exons.